GCAGUAGAGACGUCCCAGACGAUGCCCUAAAGAGGGCGUGUUAUGUUCUCCGUUUUUUAAUGGCUGAUCAUUCCAAAAUCCGACAAUCAUUCUAUAAGCUAUACGGCCGGAUUGCGGUCAUUGGUUUGAAUGAAAACGUGACAGACCUGCCAGAGUACAGUGCUCUGCCUCCAGACAUAAACUACAGGGCUCGUGGCCUGGGACCCACUGAGGCUGUUCCAGUUGUUUCCGGAGCCGAAGAAAAUGUGCUGUGUUACAGGGAGGAUCGUUAUUUGGGGGAAGAUAUACUUCUACACGAGGCUGCCCACGGCGUCCACACGGCAGCUCAACGUGAGCUUUCAGAAUGGCAACGUCGGCUAGUGGAGUCUUUCAGGAAGGCUAACGCUUCUGGUCUUUGGAGCGACACUUAUAGUAGUACGUCUGUGGAAGAAUACAUGGCAGAAGGAGUCCAGAGUUUUUUUGGCGCGAACGCUCACAGCGACCCACCAGACGGCGUGCAUGGUCCUGUGAACACUCCCGAGAAACUGCUACAGUAUGACCCUGAUUUAUAUCAUCUGAUUGAGCUCCUAUUUCCGUGUGGGAAUGUCUUUCUGAAGCCUUGUCAGUCAAGUCGUACUACUGAAUCAGAACAAACUUUAAAGAUGGACUGUGAUGUGACAGGAAAAUAUGAGUUCAAGAUGAAGUCAUUUCUAUCAG
Molecule: messenger RNA, 696 nt
Organism: Candidula unifasciata
Lineage: Eukaryota; Metazoa; Mollusca; Gastropoda; Stylommatophora; Geomitridae
Source: the annotation of a GenBank genome assembly